Gadus macrocephalus (Pacific cod) is the source of this 1705-nucleotide messenger RNA. RefSeq names its product extracellular calcium-sensing receptor-like. Gene Ontology annotation, cellular component: membrane. The transcript is spliced from 2 exons. Gene Ontology annotation, biological process: G protein-coupled receptor signaling pathway. NCBI's taxonomy places the organism in Eukaryota, Metazoa, Chordata, Actinopteri, Gadiformes, Gadidae. The record is from RefSeq and is a predicted model, not a curated record. Gene Ontology annotation, molecular function: G protein-coupled receptor activity. Bases 1 to 915 code for a protein of 304 amino acids.
AUGGCAGAUUCAACAGAAUGUACCAGCUGUCCGGAGGAUUUUUGGUCCAACUCACAACGUGAUCAUUGUGUUCCCAAAAGAAUGGAAUUUCUUUCCUACUUGGAACCACUGGGCAUCUCCUUGACCACUGCUUCAUUAUCCGGUGCACUUUUAUGCACUAUUGUUAUUGGAGUCUUCACCUAUCAUCGUACCACCCCAGUGGUUAGGGCCAACAACUCAGAGCUCAGCUUCCUCAUUCUGCUGUCACUCAAACUGUGCUUCUUGUGCUCAUUACUUUUCAUUGGUCAGCCAAGGCUGUGGACUUGUCAGUGGAGGCAUGCAGCAUUUGGGAUCAGCUUUGUUCUAUGCGUCUCAUGUAUCCUGGUGAAGACCAUGGUAGUUCUGGCGGUAUUCAAGGCCUCCAAACCAGGAGUUGGCGGUAGUCUAAAGUGGUUUGGGGCAAUGCAACAGAGGGGGACAAUUGUAUUUCUGACCUUAAUCCAAGCAGCAAUUUGUACAACCUGGCUUGUGUCUUCCUCACCUAUUCCUCAUAAAAACACACAAUAUCAUAGUGACAAGAUAAUUGUUGAGUGUCUUGUAGGGUCCACAAUUGGAUUCGGAUUAUUACUAGGAUAUAUUGGCUUACUGGCUAUUCUCAGCUUCUUGCUUGCAUUCUUGGCACGGAAUCUACCAGAUAACUUCAAUGAGGCCAAGUUUAUCACCUUCAGCAUGCUUGUCUUCUGUGCUGUUUGGAUAGCCUUUAUCCCAGCCUAUAUUAACUCCCCUGGAAAAUAUGCAGAUGCUGUAGAGGUAUUUGCCAUUCUCGCUUCUAGUUUUGGGCUGUUGGCGGCACUGUUUUGUCCAAAGUGUUAUAUAAUUUUGCUUAAACCUGAGAAAAAUACCAAAAAAGCUAUUAUGGGUAGAGGUAAAAACUAAAUCAUACAAUAAACUUUUUUCAAAGAGCCCGGAUAUUAUAACGCAAUUGGUUAAGCACACCAAUUAAGUUAUGAUGACAGGUUAUUAAGGACUGAUUGCAACUUUUCUGAAUCAGGCCAUCUUAACAGCACCAGCGAUGUGACCAUGGCUAAAUUCCCAUUUGAUUGUUCUCCAAAUUGCUGAAAAUGUAAGCAUUAAAUUCAACUGCCCUAAUUUGGCAACUUACUUUGUAUUUUGGUCACCCUAGGCUUGUUUAAGGAUCUCAGGUUUAAUGUAUGCUGUAUAUUACUAAUGAUAUAUUAGGACUGCAGAUACUGUAGUGUUUGAUAAAACCAUGACAGAACUGUGGAUCAUACGAUAGCCAUGCGGUGUGUCCUCUUGUUUUUAAAGAAAAUGUUGAAAUACUUCACUAAAAAGAUGUAACUGAUGAGCACAACGCCUUUUUACUUACAGAAAACAGUUUAGCAUAAUAUAGAUAAAAAGGUAUAUAGGUAACUGCAUUUCAACCACCUAAGAAGCAAUGCCCUAGUAGCAACUAUAGUGCCAUAGAGCUGGUUGGGCCUCGGAUUAGAGUGGAGCAAGGCAGUGAGCAUUUGAAAAAAGAAGAUGCAUUUUAUGAUUCAAUAGAUGGAUAGGAAAACCGGACCCAAUAUCCAUCCUAGUCAACUUUAACCUUCAGGCCAUUGUCAUUAUAUGGCAAUGAGGUGACACAUUUACACAAAUGUCUACUGUACCUCACAAUGUUAAUUCAGGUCAACCCAUUGACUGUAUGGGUCCAACUAAAUAUUAA